Prunus armeniaca (apricot) is the source of this 459-nucleotide messenger RNA. NCBI's taxonomy places the organism in Eukaryota, Viridiplantae, Streptophyta, Magnoliopsida, Rosales, Rosaceae. The record is from the annotation of a GenBank genome assembly.
AUGAUCCCAAUAUCAAGUCUUUUCUUAGCCACUCUGCUCCUCUCUGCUUCACUUGUUAUCUCAGCCCGACCCGAAUCCAGUUUCUCAGCUGAACUCAAGCACUCAAAUGACAAACCCACCAACCAGAACAACAAAAACAACAAAGGUGGUGGUAAUGGUGGCAUGGGCGGGUUCUUUGGACCCGGCUUCGACAUACCCGGGUUUGGAAAGGGCUUUGGCAGCGGUGUGGGUGGCGGGUAUGGAGGCGGGUAUGGGGGUCCGAAUGGAGGGUACUCCAGGGGUGGUACUGUGAGGACUUCUCUGGUGUGUAAAGAAAAGGGUCCAUGCUACAAGAAGAAGCUGACGUGCCCUGCUAAGUGCUUCACCUCCUACAGCCGAUCAGGAAAGGGGUACGGUGGCGGCGGCGGCGGCGGGGGGUGCACCAUUGAUUGCAAGAAGAAGUGUAGUGCUUAUUGCUAG